UCGGAGCUGGGAGAAGUUCACUCCGAUCAGCUGAUCCCAACUGACAACAGGAGAGGAGGAAGCCCGGGAGGCAACGAAGGAGGAGGGAGGAGGAGAUGGAGGAGAUGAGGAUGGAUCCACCGGUGCCCUGAGAAACAUCCCCCGCCCCCACCGGCGUCCCGCGGCCCCAGGACGCGUCCUCGCUGCGGCCGAAGGCAUCCCUGGAAGUAUUGACUUGAGGCUGGAUUCAACUGGAAGGCUGCUGGCCAUUCAGGCCCCACCAGCACAAGCGAUGAGCUUCUGUGCAGGAAUUCCUCAGACAUAGCCAUCUAAGAGCCUGUCAAGUUCAUUCUCACAACCUAUUUGCCUGCACUGCCUGCUGCAGGCAACUACCAGAUCAAUUCGACCGAGUCACCGUUGCUGCUGAUGCAAGAGUCUUGGAAGCUGAAAAGUACAAGCCCCAACAGUAGUGGGAGCCUGAAGCCCUGUAACCCAACCCUGGUGCAAGUUCCCUUUCAGGUCCUCAGCACCCUGUGGACGUGCUGUGCUGUCCCAAGCCUCAGCUGACUGUUGUGUGGUGGGAUCAGGUGCUUGCCAAGCCAAGGAUGAGUGCGCAGACCUCCAUAGCUGAGAAGGGCCUGAACCCUAGGCUGAUGUGCCAGGAGAGCUACGCGUGCAGUGGAGCGGAUGAAGCAGUCUUUGAGUGCGAUGAGUGCUGUAGCCUGCAGUGUCUGCGCUGUGAGGAGGAGCUACACCGGCAGGAGCGCAGGCGCAACCAUGAGCGCAUCCGCCUCAAGGCUGGCCACGUGCCCUACUGUGACCACUGUAAGGGCCCCAAUGGGCAUUCGCCAGGGGGCCGCCAGAGGGCCGCAGUGAGGUGCCAGGCCUGCAAAAUCAACUUGUGCCUGGAAUGCCAGAAGAGGACUCAUUCCACAAGUAACAAGAGAAGGCAUCCCAUUACCGUGUAUCUUGCCGGCAAGGCCCAGGAGUCUCUGGAGGCAGAGGAGAUGGAUGAGGAGACCAAGAGGAAGAAGAUGACUGAGAAGGUUGUGAGUUUCCUCCUAGUUGAUGAAAAUGAAGAAAUUCAGGUAACGAACGAAGAGGACUUUAUUAGGAAAUUGGACUGUAAACCUGAUCAGAAUCUAAAGGUGGUUUCCAUUUUUGGAAAUACUGGCGAUGGGAAGUCUCAUACCCUCAACUACACCUUUUUUUAUGGCCGUGAAGUCUUCAAAACCUCCCCUGCCCAGGAGUCCUGCACCGUGGGAGUGUGGGCAGCCUAUGACCCUGUCCACAAGGUGGCAGUGAUAGACACAGAGGGGCUCUUAGGGGCAACUGUGAACCUCAGCCAGAGAACGCGACUGCUGCUUAAGGUGCUGGCCAUCUCAGACCUUGUCAUCUAUCGAACUCACGCCGAUCGGCUGCACAAUGACCUCUUUAAGUUCCUUGGGGACGCCUCUGAAGCUUACCUGAAGCACUUUACCAAGGAGCUCAAGGCCACCACUGCCCGCUGUGGCCUGGAUGUCCCCUUGUCUACCUUGGGCCCUGCCGUUAUCAUUUUCCAUGAGACCGUGCACACUCAGCUCCUGGGCUCAGACCACCCCUCGGAGGUGCCAGAGAAGCUCAUCCAGGACCGCUUCCGGAAGCUGGGCCGCUUCCCAGAAGCCUUCAGCUCCAUUCACUACAAGGGGACGAGGACUUACAAUCCUCCCACCGACUUCUCAGGCCUGCGGCGUGCUUUGGAACAGCAGUUGGAGAACAAUACCACUCGCUCUCCCCGGCACCCGGGGGUCAUCUUCAAAGCAUUGAAGGCCCUGAGCGACCGCUUUAGCGGAGAGAUCCCCGAUGACCAGAUGGCACACAGCUCCUUCUUUCCCGAUGAGUACUUCACCUGCUCUUCCCUGUGCCUCAGCUGUGGGGUUGGAUGUAAGAACAGCAUGAACCAUGGUAAGGAAGGAGUGCCUCACGAAGCCAAGAGCCGCUGCAGAUACUCCCACCAGUAUGACAACCGAGUUUACACCUGCAAGGCCUGCUAUGAGAGAGGCAAGGAAGUCAGCGUGGUGCCCAAGACGUCUGCCUCCACUGACUCACCCUGGAUGGGUCUCGCCAAGUACGCCUGGUCUGGGUAUGUGAUUGAGUGUCCUAACUGUGGCGUGGUCUAUCGCAGCCGGCAGUACUGGUUUGGGAACCAGGAUCCUGUGGACACGGUGGUGCGGACCGAGAUCGUGCACGUGUGGCCAGGAACUGAUGGGUUCCUCAAGGACAACAACAAUGCAGCCCAGCGCCUCCUGGACGGCAUGAACUUCAUGGCGCAGUCCGUGUCCGAGCUGAGCCUCGGGCCCACCAAGGCUGUGACCUCCUGGCUCACCGACCAGAUUGCACCUGCCUACUGGAGGCCCAACUCCCAGAUCUUGAGCUGCAACAAGUGUGCAACGUCCUUUAAAGACAAUGACACUAAGCACCACUGCCGGGCCUGUGGGGAGGGCUUCUGCGACAGCUGUUCCUCCAAGACGCGGCCAGUGCCCGAGCGGGGCUGGGGCCCCGCACCUGUGCGGGUGUGUGACAACUGCUACGAAGCCAGGAACGUGCAGUUAGAUGUUUCAGAGAUGCAGGUGGACGAUGAAGGCGGAACACUGAUAGCCCGGAAGGUGGGUGAAGCUGUGCAGAACACCUUGGGAGCCGUGGUGACAGCCAUGGACAUACCACUAGGGCUCUCUCAAGGAGGCAAGGGCUCCCCUUGGCACAGAUGGCUGUCAGCCCUACUCACCAUGUGCUCCCCAGCUAGUGUGUCAAACCCGUUACUACUUAUGAAGCUCGUAGCAGAUGUCAGAGGGCUGGUGAAAGAUGCUGCCCGGCCGGCGUACUGGGUGCCUGACCAUGAGAUCCUGCACUGCCACAACUGCCGGAAGGAGUUCAGCAUCAAGCUCUCCAAGCACCACUGCCGGGCCUGCGGGCAGGGCUUCUGUGAUGAUUGCUCCCACGACCGCCGGGCUGUCCCCUCGCGUGGCUGGGACCAUCCUGUCCGGGUCUGCUUCAACUGCAAUAAAAAGCCCGGUGACCUCUAACCCCCGCUCCCUUUCCGAGUGCUUCACAAUUCCUUAGGUUCUCAGGGUUAGAAGUGGAAGUCCUGUCGAGUUAGGCCCACCUGUCACUCACCUGGCUGUGUCCCCACCUCUGCUUGUCCUGGGCCACUUGCUGUGGGCUGGGGGUGAGCCUGUCAGCAGGCAGAAAGGCAGCAGGCCUUCCUGGCAGGGGACCGAGCGGCAAAGGGGAAUGAACCCGAAUCUGCAUACAUUGAAGUUACAAAUACUAAAAGAGAUCAACAUCUUGCUUGUUCCCUCUGCACCUUUGUGCUGUGCUCUGUGUCGGGGAAAGUGGCAGAGGCUUCUCCCUCCCUGCUUCUGAGCUGCCCGGUGAGGUGAGGUCAGUGUGUGGUGGGUCAGCCCCGAGAAGGCAGCAGGCAUGAGCCUGCCCUCCCUUGAAGGCCUGGGCCUGCCCCAGUAGCAUCGCCUGCCCCUUGCCGCUUCUGUCUCUGCUCUGCUUCCCCAUGAGGCUGCACCCUUCCACACCUGCUCUGGGCCCUCUCAGCUUCUGAGUGCUGCACUACAGUUUUCACUGCAUAGUUUCAAGUGUCUUAAACCUUCAUUCCCAGAGACAGCAUCCCUUUGGCUAUUGGAGGGGUGACUGUGCGAAGCCUUCCAGGCAAACAGAGCACAGAACGGACUGUUAGUUGUUUUUGCAGCGUAUGUCCUGCAUUCAGCCACCUUCAAGAACAUACCCUCUCUUCCUUGCAAGUGAAGUCAGAUGAACUUUGGCUUUCACUUUGAGCUUGGGCACCCUGAGCUGCUGUGAUUUCAAAGACUGUUGUGUUGAAAUCCUGUGACAGCAACCAUGGAACUGAUGGGUGGGGCGAGCCUCAGGGCGCUAUCUGUGUGCGCUUGUGGUGGAGCCCAGGGUGCUGGUCCUUAGCACACCUGCUCCUUGCCACCUCCUAUGGCCCAAGGACUGACCCUACCCUAGAACUGUGUUGUAAGGUUCUCAUUAUAAAUGAACUUCCUGCCAA
Molecule: messenger RNA, 4039 nt
Organism: Ochotona curzoniae (black-lipped pika)
Lineage: Eukaryota; Metazoa; Chordata; Mammalia; Lagomorpha; Ochotonidae
Gene: ZFYVE1
Product: zinc finger FYVE-type containing 1
Exons: 13
Coding region: 585-3041 (818 amino acids)
Molecular function (GO): metal ion binding
Source: RefSeq, a predicted model, not a curated record